Molecule: messenger RNA, 10834 nt
Organism: Hydra vulgaris (swiftwater hydra)
Lineage: Eukaryota; Metazoa; Cnidaria; Hydrozoa; Anthoathecata; Hydridae
Molecular function (GO): protein binding
Source: RefSeq, a predicted model, not a curated record
UGAUAUCAUUUGUGCAUAGGUUUUGCAAAGACCUCAACUAGCAAAAAACGUGCAAAAAAAUAUUAUUCUAAAUAAAGAAGUUAAAUUCCAAAAGUUCUUAAUUUAAUGUAGUUUUUACAUUUAAUUUCUUUGACACAUCAUUACGCAUACAUCUAUGUUGGAUAGAAUACAAAGCUCUCUGUGACGAGUCACUAUUAUGAGAAUAGCAGUUCAGUAUAUUUUCAUUCUUACACUUUGUGGAUCUUCACAUGGAACAUCCAAAGUGAAGCGUGAUAUAUCCGACUUGAAGAAUGAUCCGAUCCUUAGUUCUAUUUUCGCUUCUGAUAAGGAAAACAGCAGAAAGGAUAGGUCAAUCAUAAAUGAUCACCAUGAUAGUAAUUUAAAAAAACAAUUGUUAGAGAACACUGAUAAACAAAAAAGAGAUGCUGACUUGUUGCCAGAGUUGAUGACAUUAAAUUCUAAUAGCAACAAUAAUGAACCAAUUAUCAGUAAACCUAUACCAAUACCUGAUAAUGAUCCAGCUCUUCUUGUUCUGGAUACAUCACAAUCAGCAGUCAACCCAUCUGCAUUGUUUGCUAAUUUUUUACCACUUACUUCUGAUGCUCAGCAAGGAUCUUUUCUUUCUUGGUAUCCAUGGAGUGGCAAAGUCAAUACCAUUUCUAAUAAACCUUAUACAAUGAGUAAAAAAUCUGUAUUGCCUAACAUCUUUGAAGAUAUUAAUAUUCCUUUGACUGUAGAUAAGAAAGAUGAUGUUCCUCAUGUUCAUCGUAGUUCUUUUCCAGUACAACUUAGAGUUCAUUCUCCCAAUGAAAAUUUGUUGGGAAUAGUUCCACAUGUUCCAGAAUAUGGCGAAACUGUUGCUUCAAUACAAACAGCUAGAAGUUUAGUUGAAAAUACUAGAAGUUCAAUUCCACAUCCUUCAGACAAUUUAGCAAUCAAAGCUCCAGAGGAUGAAGUUAUUGUGACCAAAAGCAUUAUUCCUAACACUAUAUUUACAAAUAUACCUGCACCAGCAGCAGUUGAAAAAAAGUCUGUUACCAAUGAACAAAAGCGUCAAUACAUUCCUACAAUGCAGCUAAACAAUUUGUUUUACCCACAAUACCAACAGUAUCAAGUUCCACAAUAUUCGAACUAUUUGCAAUAUCCAGCAAUUAAUGUUCAGCAGAGCCCAAUAGUGCAACCUAUGUAUCCAUCAACAGUUCAAAGUCUGCAACAGCAAAGUGCUAUUUCAAAUGAACCUUGUACCGAUCAAUAUCCAAUGUGUACAGCCUUUGCAAAAAACAACUACUGUUUUAAUUAUCCAGAUCUCAUGAAAAUUCAGUGUCGCAAAUCAUGUGGACAUUGUAUUCCAUCAUUUACACCUGUGGAAACAGUAGUUGCAAAUGAUACCACUGCAAAUGUUGAAAACCAAUCAAAAUCAGCUGUAAUCAAAGCAGCAAAAGGUAGAGAUUCUAAAAAAUCUAAUGAUAAAGGUUCAAAGUUAACAGAAAAAGUAAAAAAAGUAAAAUCAAAAUCCAAAAUAACAACAAUUGUUGUGCACAAAAAACCAGAUGAGAAGUUGAAGACUCAAACUAUUAAGCAUAAAGAGUUUGAUGGAAAAGCAACUGUUUCAACUAGCAAAUAUAAAAAUGAAGGAAUCGAUGAAGAAGAUAGUGGCUCUGGGUCAAGUGGUUCUGGAUUAGAUGCUGAGGGUGAAAGUGGUCUGAGUGAAGAGUCAGGAUCUGGAGUUAAUACUGUGAACACAAAAUCUUUUAAUGUCAGUAAAAUCUUAAUAACAAAAAAUAAUACAAAACCCCACACAACCGUGAAAAAAUUGGUAGAUGCAAAAAUUCAAGGUACUGAAAAAAAGAGCAGAAGAAGCAAAAUACCUGAUAAGAAACAGGUUUCACAUCCAGGAUUUAGUGAAUUCAAACUACCAGUAAAAAAGAGUGUUAUUCCUGUCUCAUCACUUGCAUUAGCUGAUAAAAAUGGAGAUGAUAUAGAUAGUGGUUCAGGUGACUCAUUGAUUGAAACUGCUUCAACAAAAAGUAAAAUUGUUUCAAAUGUAACUGAAAAAUCAUCAAGUCAGCAAUCAGCUAAACCACUUCCAAAAGUAUUAACAAAAGCAGUAAAGAAGAAAAACUCAAAAAACAUUCUUAUUAAUGUUCCAAAAUCUAAAAAUAAAAACAUUGGGCAUGCACAAAAUGUUUCCAUAAUUGCAAAACCAAAAAGCAAAACAAAAAAAACCAAAAAACAAGGAGUAAAUAUUAAAAUUGUUCAUAAAGAAAAAAAAAAUAAAGCUAAAACAAAAAGAAACCAACACAAAAUUUUAGUUGUGAAGAAAAACAAGGGAGAGAAAAAUGUGACUGUUAAAGUUGAAAACAAAUCAACAAAAAACAAAACGAACAUCAAAAAGAAAGAUGAACAAAUAAUAGUUAAGAAGCAGGAGAUAAGCCAAAGACCAGAAAAUGCUAACUCUGCCAUAUUUGCAAGCAAAUAUCCAAGGAUUGAUCUUCGUGCAAUUGCUAAUGCAUUGGCUAAAUAUGAAUCAGCUGCUUUAGAAUUAGCAGGUGAAUACCCAAAACCAGCACAAUUUGACAUGACUGAAUAUCAAAGAUCAAGUAUACCUCAUCCAGAAACUCUUUAUGUAAACAACAUUGAACAAAAUAUACAAAUAGCUGAACUUGUUACUAAAACUGAACGAGAUAAAAAAAAUAUAAUACCAAAGUAUUUAAAACUUUCCACUGAUGUCUUCAAAGAUGGAGAUUCCUUUCUUGAUACAGAGAAUGCUGAUAGCCUUGAUUCAGUAAGGCGGCGAUUUGAAAUUCCAGGAAUAGAACCAACUUUAAAUGAUUACUAUUCUGAAACUGGAAAAAUCAAUCCAUUUUCUUCAAAACAAAACAGAUAUAAAAAGAGCCAGAUUAUGAAGAUCAAAACGAUGAAUACAUCUUCAGAUCCUUAUGAAUACUUGAGAAAUAUGCCUCCUGGGGCUUCUAUGGAACCUAUAGAAGAUCCAAGAAAGCGUUCAAAUAUUCCAUCGGAUCAUUCGUUUCCAGUUUUUCUAAUGAAAGUAUCACCUGCUGACCAAAAAUAUAAACCAGAAGAAGCCUCAAAGCGAGGAAAAGUUCACCACUUAAAUGCAGAAGGCUUACCUAUUGAUGAUAAAGAGAAUGGAAACAAUAAUGCUCCUAUAACAUCAUCUCCAGUAGAAGAUCAUCAUGACACUCAACAAAAUUUUGUGAACACUGCAUUAGUAAGUCCAAUGAAUAUACCUUCGUAUCCCCAAGCCAUGCAGUUUGUUCCCCCGCCUUACAUGCAACCUGGGUUUUUUCAGUAUCCAGGAGUACCAGCUUUACCAGAGGAACAUGCAGCAGUUUCUCCACCAAUAGGUUUUACUGUUGAACAGCUCACAGCACCAAGAACAAGUACUGCUUUUGCACAUGAAGAUCAAGUUGAAAAUCAGCCAAAGGAUUCUUUAAGGAGCAAAAUGCUAAGUGCUUUUUUUACUGUAAAAAAUGGAGAGGGUGUUUCAGAUGAAGGAUCUGGCGCAACCUCAAGUGAUAAAAUAGGAAAAAGCAAUUUAGGUGAGACAGGGUCAGGCGAUGGUAAUGAAGAUGCACAAAAGCCAGUUAUAUCACUUCAUAACCUUCUUAAAAAUGAUUUACUGUUAUCAGAUGAUAAAUCAUCAAAUAUUGGAAAAUCUAGCAGUUUCAAAAGCCCAUCAAACAACCAACAGGAUCCCUCUGCAAAUUAUUUGCGGUCUAACUUAGCAGCGCUUACUCCAGAGAGUGGAAAGUCAAAUACUGAUGAACAAUCUGUUAUGUCUGGUGAACAUGCAAUGUCUACAAAAAUGAGAAAAACUCAAGAAACUAACUGGAUGCGUCCGAAUCCUGAGUCUGAACUAGCAUCAGCAUUACCUGAAUCAUACAUAGAUUCUUCAGAUUUGAACAAAGUUGAACAUCCAUCGGAAAGGGAGUUAGAAAUAGUUCCUAAAAGGAAAAUAAAAGGAAGUCAUUUAGCAAAAAAAGUUCCUGGAGAUGCCCACUUUUCUAAUUACUUGGUAAAAAAACACAGCAAAGAAGCUUUUGAGAAACACAGUUUUCAUCUGUUUAAACCCUUGCAUCGUUUUAAUGAAAAGAGUAUAAACCAUCUUUUAACAAAAGUUGAAGAAGACGCAAAUCUAAGCUCUAAGUUUAAGGACCAUAAAUUAAAUAUUAAUUUUAAUAAAAACCCAGCUUAUCAUGAUAACAGAAAUGAAUAUGAUUCUGAUAGAUAUUCAAUAUUUGACUCUCAAAAGUCAAAGAUUAAGCAUAAAUUGGCUUAUUUUCCUGUGAAAGGAAAGCAUCUCAGUAAAUUUAUCAAUAGCAGUAAUGUUAACUUUAAUAUACUCUUAAAUCGAAAUUUUCCUCAUAAGUAUAAUUCUUUAAUAAGGCCACUUAGUAUAGUACAUAAAACAAGUUUUCCUUCUAUAUAUAUACCUCCUGACCGUUAUUUUGAAAAAUAUGAUCCGGUUUUAAAAAAAAAUCUUAUUCAGCAUACAUUAAAGAAUAUCAAUUAUGGUAAAAUGAAAACAACAUCAAAUAAAGGUAACUUUAGACACCUUUUUAAUAAAGUUCAUACUAGUCAAUCUUCCCAUGUACGUCCUCAAAAUUUGAUUGGUCGAAAAUAUAUUGAACAGCCUGCUGAUCACAAAGCAGUAUUAAAAACUUUUCUUCAAAGCCAAGCAAAAGGUUCUCUUGGUUAUGCCUUUUAUGAUAAACUACUAUCAAAUGGUUAUUCAAAAAAAAUAGAUUCAAAGAGAAGAAAAGUUGCUGCAAACAGCAAGAGUGUUCCUUCAAAGGAGACUUCUAGCCAUCAAAAUUCAUUGAACCAAGCAUUUUUAAUGGAAAAUGCUUCACCACGCGAUCAAAUACCAUCAAAAUAUAUUACAACCAAAAAAGCAAUAAUGCAAGCAGAUAUGGUACGUGGACAACCAACAUCUGAUAUAACUAAAAAAUUUAUCAACCAAAAAAAAGUUUUGAGUAAAAACUUGUUUGAGAGUUUCCCAUCCCAAGAUAUAGCCAUAACUCAUCUUAAAGAUGAUAUUGAUAAAUCUAUUCUUAUGGAAUUUCCUAAAUCACCUUUUUCUUCUCACAAUAUAAAUAGUUUUGCUAAAGAAGCUAACAAUCCUUUAAAUACAAAAAGUUUUGUAAACAAGAACUUAUUAAUAUCUUUGAACUCAAAAUCAUCUCAAAAUAAUCAAAACAAUGGAUAUUCUAACAGAGAUAAAAUACCAAAUUUUAAUAGAGAUAAUAUACAAAACAACAUUCCAUACUUAUGGAGACAGUAUUCUAACAAUAUAGUUCCGAGUAUUUCUGUUGCUUCUGAAUCUCCAGAUUUUCAAAUGCCAGUUCAAGUUUCAUUUAGCAAACAAGAAUCUUCUUUACUUUCAGCAAAAGUAGGUUCUGCAAAGUAUGAGCAAAACCCUGUAGCUCAAAUUGUAGCAAACAAGCAAUUAGAUGCUGGUUCUGGUCAGAAUUAUCUUAAUCAAGCUGGGGUUUCAGUGCAACCUUUAUUGCAUAAUACAAUGGAAUCAAAAAAACAAACAAUAUCACAAGGGGUUCGUAAAAACCUUAUAAAACAACAACCAGAUCUUGAUUGUGGGGAUGAUUGGGAAGGUGCUCGCGGAGAUUUUGGAACAUUUUGUUAUAAAGAAAUUAAAGUAAAAGCUACAUUUGAUGAUGCCCUUGCAGAGUGCCGAAGACUAAAGGGAGAUCUCUUUAGUAUAUUAAAUGCUUAUGAAAAUCGAUAUCUUCAGGAUAAUAUACAUGAAAGGUUUUGGAUUGGUUACAGAGAUAAAGGUAUGGAUGGUAACUGGAAUUGGACUGAUGGUAGUAAGAGUAUUUAUACAAAUUGGGCUAAUAAUGCAGAUGGUGAUGACAGCAAACGAUUUGAUUGUGUUUAUGUUGAGGCUGACCAAGGGUUGUGGAAAGAUGCACCUUGCAAUAAAAAACAACCUUUUUUAUGUAAAAAGAAAAAAGAAGUUUGUCCAAAAGAUUGGAAAAAUUUAAAACUUAAUUCAGCUAAUGGUUGCUAUAAACUUUUUGAAACAUCUUUGGGAUGGGAAGAUGCAGAGCAUGAAUGUGAAAAAAACCAUUCACAUUUAGCAAGUUUAACAAGUGAAGACGAACAAACUAUGGUUUAUCAGGUGCAUUCAUCAAAGUCUUUUUGGAUUGGGUUUAAUGACCGAGAGAAUGAAGGAGAUUGGAUGUGGAGUGAUAGAACAACCUCUUCAUACACAAAUUGGGCUGAAAGGGCGCCUACUAAUGGUGGACUAAGUUGUACUUCAAUGAUAGAUGGUGGGAAGUGGCAUGAUGAACCUUGUGGAGAAAAAUAUAAAUUUGUUUGCAAAAGAAAAGGCCCACAACCAGAGAAAACUGAAGGCAUGGAUAGUGAUGGAGUAUUACUUCCAGUUGCUCGAUUAAUGAUGAGACCUGAAACCUCUCCAAGCCAUAUUUAUGAUGACAUAGCAAAAGGUGGAUUACAUCCAGUGACUCCAAAAUUUUUUUGGCCUCUGUUGAAGAUUAGUAAAUCUGGUCUAGCAGGCAAUAGACCUAUGGCAGCUCAUGGUGGUGUUAGAGUUGUGCCUGGGGGUGUUGCUUUAGAUGGUAUUCAUGGCUUUUUGGAUGGUGGAGAUUUUCAUGGAAAGUGUCUAGCAGAUCCUAAGAAAUGUAUUAAAGGCUUCACAAUAGCAAUACAUAUUUAUUUUGAUAAAAUUGUCCGGCAGUACAAAAAAGAGCAUUGCGUAAUUGACACAUCUGGAGGAGGUAAAGGCUUCACAAUUUUUAUUGCUAAUAACAAACUGAAUUAUAAAGUUGUUACAGAUGAGCAAACAUGGCAUCUUCAAACAGAUCUCACUGUAGAAAUUUGGGAACAAAUUGUUAUGACCUGGCAUAAAGAUAAAGGAUUAUCUGUGUUUGUUAAUGGAGCCUUUAAAGAUUCAGAAACUACAAGUAAAAAGUCUGUUAUAGUUUCUAAUGGACCCACACGUUUAAUUGUUGGCAGAGAAGAUAAAGAUAAAGGCCCAUACUCAUGUACAAAGAUGGUUGUUGCCUCAGUUGCUAUUUUUACCAAAAUGCUUUCUAUUGAAGAUGUGCCUUAUGCAUUCACUUAUGGAGAUACUGUGGUUGCAAGUUAUCGAUGGCUAAUGUCAGGUGUUCAAGAAUCAGUUGUUCCAGGUGCACCUGAAAUUGAAGUAAAGAAUACCCCAACCGAUAUAGAUGGAGGUAUAUUUAUUGAUGGAACAAAAAAUUGGUUAGAAAUAGAUGAGUUGGAUCCAAUGAUUAGUGAUGUUUACUCUAAAGCUAAACAUGGUUUUGCAAUUAGUUUUAAAAUAAAAUUUGAUCAAAGGGUUAGAGAGUACAGAGAGCCACGCUAUGUUAUUGACUCUGGUGGUCAUGUGGGUGGAAUUAGAGGUGUGUCUGUAUUUGUUGUCAAUGACAACUUAUACUUUCAAGUUAUUGAUAGCCCUGAUGAAGAUGUUUUGAUAUGGAAAGUUCGAGUUCCUGUUUACACGGUUCGAUGGCAGCGAGUAAUGAUGAGUUGGAGGCUCGACAAAGGUUUGUGGGUAUAUUUAGAUGGAGCUUUUCGGGGGUUUACAAAAACACCUAUAACCUUGCCAGAAGAAAUUAAAGAAAUACCAAAAAAGUUAGUUGUUGGUAGGAAAAUCAUAGGGCCUGAUUAUGCAGGAGCACAAUUUGCUUUUGGUUGUUUAGCUGUUUAUGGUCGAUACCUUUCACACAAAGAGUCAAAUUUGGUUUUUGGUGGAGCUGACAACCCAUUUCCUGGCAUUAUUAGAGAAGUGUGGAAAAAUUUACCAGGAGAAAAUAUUACUGUUUUAGAAAAAAAUCCUGAUUACCCAAACAACCCAACAACAAUUGAAAUAAUUGAAAAUUUCGAUGCUCCGUUUAAUGUUGAUAAUGACUAUGGCUCUAAAGUGAAAGGCUAUUUCAUUGCACCUGAAACUGGAAACACAACAUUUUAUUUGUCAUGCAGUAAAUCUUGUAAGUUGUUUUUUAGUGCUGAUGAAGAAUCAAAAAACAAGACUGUAAUAAUUUCUCUUAAUAAACCAACAUGGCACAAUCAAUGGAACAAAUAUGCUAACCAAUCAUCAAAAGAAAUUUAUUUAGUUGCUGGGAAGUUUUAUUUUCUUGAGGCAAUUCAGAAAGGUGUUGAUGCAAGUGAUUCACUUAGUGUUGGUGUUCGUAUGCCUACUGGAAGAUAUCAAAGGCCAAUUAGUAUUGAAAAUCUCCAAUGGCGUUUACCAGGUAAUCAACAUGCAGGUUUAAUCAGAGAAGUGUGGUAUAACAUACCUGGUUAUUCUAUAUCAGAUUUAACAUCAAACAUCAACUUCCCAUCUAAACCUUCCAGUACAGAAGUGCUUGAUAAAUUUGAUGCUCCUUUUAAUGUAGAUGAUAACUAUGGCUCACGAAUAUCAGGGUAUUUUCGUGCUCCUGACACUGGCGAUUACAGGUUUUAUUUGGCAACUGAUAGUAGUGGAGAACUUUGGCUCAGUUCAGAUGAUAGUGAAAGCAAUCUUGUCAAGCUAAUUACACUGAAUGGUUGGACUGAUCAUAAUCAGUGGCUUAAGUAUCCUGAACAGAGGUCUGAGAAAAUAUUUCUUGUAUCUGGUCAGUACUACUUUAUUCGUGUUUACAUGAAAGCAGAUAAGUUAGGAGACUGUGCAUCUGUUGCUGUUGAAUUACCAAGUGGUCAUUUUGAAGGACCAAUUAAAAAGAAACAUCUAUCUUGGAAACUUACUAACUCUAAAGAAGGACCUGGACCUAAAGAGAUAAUUGAACCCCUACCUAAGCCAGUUGGUUUGUUUGCUUUAAAUGAUGCCUCAGUAAAGGACAUUUUACUUCCAGGUGAAAACAAAAUAAUUCUUGGUGAUGUUGAUCUAACCUCAGGACCAACAGGCCUUAAAGAUGACGCAUUCUUGUUCAAAGGGAAUCGUUCCUCAUACAUUGAAAUACCAAAUGAUGGAAAAUUAGAUGUAAAACACUCUUUAACAAUCCUGGCAAAUAUAUAUCCAAUGGGUGAAGAUGGUCCCAUCAUUAAUUUUAAACGAGAUGGUUGGGGAGUUCAUUUAUGGCAGUUUAGUAAGACACAACUUUUUGUUAGAUUUGUAACACGUGAAGGAAAAAUGAGUAUGCAGCCUUUGGGUACAAGAGUGUUACAACUCAAUAAAUGGAAUCAAGUUGGUGCUACUUAUGACAAAAGUUCUGGUGUAGCUCAGUUAUGGCAUGAUGGGAAGAUGGUUAAAAGCAGAAAUAUAGGACAAGUAGACCUUUUGACUAAUGCACCUAUUAGACUUGGUGCCAGAGAAGGUGAUGAUCGUUUUUUCAAGGGAAAAAUUGCAUGUAUUCAAAUAUAUGACAGAGCUUUAAGUGCUGAUCAAAUUGGUGAAGUUAAACACUGUCCAAAACAGAGUAAAGGUUCUCCAAUCGACAUUGAUGAUUUAACAGUAUUUGCUCAAGGAUCUGGUAUUGGACCUCGACUUGAAGAGUCAGAGUCAGUGGAGAACAGAAUUGGUGAAGACACUGAAGAAGAACUUAUUGUCCAAGGAGAAAGAAGCAAAGUAACUCGAUGCGAUCCUAGUCCUUGUUUGAACAGUGGUGAAUGUAUUGAUGAUGACAAAAAAAUUGAUGGUUACAAAUGCAUAUGUACUAGUGAUUUCACAGGAAAGCAUUGUCAAGUAUCAAAACCUGCUGCAGAGAAUCCUGUAAUGAAAAGAACAGUUAUCUCUUAUAUUAAAAAAGAUGAAGAACCAAUAAAACAAGCAACAAGCAAAGCAGAUGAAAGUUUGUUAUUAUAUCAAAAGAUUGGUUGUUACAAAGAUGAUUUUUUAAACAGUGAUUUAAAAAUAAAGAUAUCAGAAAUAAGUAAUCUUACUCAGGACCACUGCGUUCGGGCUUGUGCCAGGGAAGAUAACUCAUCUUCAUAUUUUGGUUUGCAAAAUGGUAUCUUUUGUUUUUGUGGCAACAAGUAUGGUAAAUAUGGUAAAAUUGCUGACAGUUUUUGUAAUAAAAUGUGUCCUGGAAAUUCAGAAGAAAAUUGUGGAGGAGAAUUUGCCAAUAAUCUGUUUUUUUUUGGACGAAGCAAAAAUUAUACCAUAAAAACGUUUACUGGAAAGCAACAAGGUGCUGGAACAGAUGCUAAAAUAUAUGUUGAGCUGCUUGGUGACCGGGGAAACUCAGACUUUAGACAGUUAGAUAAUGCCAUUGAUAAAUAUGAACCGGGAAGCACUGAUCAACAAACGUUUGCAUUACCUGAUCUAGGUAACUUGAAACGAGUGAGAAUACUGCAUGACAAUUCGGGAUCAGCUCCAAGUUGGUUUCUUUCUAAGGUAGAGGUGACGGACGAACUAGGACAUACUGAAGAGUUUCCUUGCAAUGACUGGCUAAGCGAAACGCAAAGUGGCGGGAAGUUAGAACGGGACUUGUUUGCUAAGUCAAUAAUUUUCAAACCGUCGUAAAGGAACGUAGAUCUUUUGUAAGACUUAUAAAACUCAAAGGUUUUAUUAUACGUUCAAAAAAGACCGAAACCGUUCACGGUUUCACAGACAACAAAACUGCUAAAGUGAAUACAGCGUAUUAAUAAAAAGAAUGUAUCAAAGAUCAUAAACUUUAUUGCUCCUGUGGUUGCAUAUACUGUUAAAUAAAAGGAAAACCACUGAUGAAAUCCAAAGUACAUGAAAUGUUUUUUAUAGUGUCCUUGUAAAUCUUGUUUCUCUAGACUUGUAAAUAAAAAUUUUUUAUACACGAAACAUGCAAAUAUUUUAUGCUACCAUUUGUACAUUGUUUGUAAUUUAAAU